AUGCCCGACCCCACAACCCUCCCCCCGGAGCUCUUCACCCAAAUACUCUCUUACGCUGUACAACCCCACCCACCCACUGACCCAAACCCAAACACAGCCCGCAACCGCGAGAUCGAGCGCGAAUACGACUUCCACUCCGGAACAAACCUCGCCCAGCUCUCCCAGCUGACCCUGGUAAACCGGCAGUGGCACGAUCUCUGUCUGCCAACCCUCUACUCCAAGUACUCGCAUAACGGUGCGCGCCACUCGUACACCUCACUAUGGCAGUUCCUGCGGAGUAUCAUGUGCAAUCCCAGAAUCGCGGCGAUGGCUCGCGGGGUGAGUAUCGGGAAUUGGGGGUUCUAUCCGGAUGUCUUAGCCGAGGACGACGGGGUUCGCGGGGAUAAUGUGCAGUUCUCGGAGGGGGAUGUGGCGAUGAUGCGGCGGGCGAUUCGGGCGAUUUUUAAUCCCCGGGGGAGGGAUUGGAAGAUCGUCGAGACGCUGGAGGCGAGGAUACUCGAUCCACGGGCUCUGUCGGAGAGGGAUUGUCGGCCGUUGGUUGUGCUGCUGUUGAUGAGUUUGCCGAAUGUUGAAACGGUGUAUUUGCAUCUGCUGGAGGAGUGUUUGGUGCUCCGGUAUGUUCUCGAAGAAGCGCUGCGGUGUCAGGAUGAGAGUGGCCAGUUGCCUUGUCUGCGAUAUUUGGUGCAUCUGCAUCUGCUCGCGGAGGUUCCGGUCUAUGGGUUUGAGGCGGGGCCUUCGUUUUGGAUAUCUGAUCCGGCUUUGAGGCUUGAUGAUAUCUGGCCGUGUGUCUACUUCUCCGGGCUACGUACGCUGGCUUUAUAUGACCUGGAGACAGAGGGAGUUGCCGCUCUUCUUGGGAAGAACAGUGGCAGGAUAUGCCGAGUAGAGGACCUGCGUGUUGUGGUAAAACCAACCGCAACACGCUCUUCUGCUGACGUCCAGGCGCUUGUCAAUCUGCCACAAUCGCUCGCUCAGUUUUCGAUAUGCUGGGAUCAUAAUUUACGAAGUGGGGAGCCAGCCCCGGAAAUCUCAGUGGUUAAGGUCUGGGACGCGCUACAGAAACAUCGAGAAAGCCUCGAGCAACUUGCAGUCUUCUACAACGUUCAUGAGCUUGACAAAGUUACCCCCGGCUGUUUCGGUUCCCUUCAGACAUUUUCGCGGAUGAAACGACUUGACACUCAGCUAAACAUUCUUCUGGAUCGCAUGACGACAGAGCGGUUUGCGCCGUUGCGCGUAAAGGACACCAUCCCAGAGAGUCUAGAAAGCCUGUUACUCCAUCCCAGUUGGGUCUAUGAAACAAGCCCUAACUUCCAGACCACCGAGCUUCAAGCCAUGGUUGCCCAGCGCAGGCGGCCACUCAAGCUUCUUGCACUUGGUGAUACCCUGGCCGCCCCGUACUAUAACCAGGUUAAGCACUCCGAAAAGACUGCUGAUUGUGAAAUAACGGGCGCCGCCGGUUCGGAACCAUAUCCCAGUCUCUGGACGCUGUGUAAACAAGCUGGUACCCAGCUGCACGUUACAUCCAGUUGUGCCCGUACAUACGUACCCGGGCCUUGCGAGUUUCACAAAGGAGGAGCCUGCCAGUGGCUCUGGCGCAAGACCUGGAAUAUGCGCGCUGAUGGAAUCCAGCGCAACAGAACCAGCGUCGAACGGCUUCCCAGACCAGUUCCUCGGAAGAAGACAAAAACAUCUCGCUCAUCACCACUCCACACCGUUGCCUUUACUGACCACACGGGAAACGAAGCAUUCAUGGUCUUCAAAAACGGUAUCGGGGCCGAAUCCUCGAAACUUCCACCUCUGUUCCCCUUGGUCGUCUACUUCACGCAUCCUAACGCAAUCGCGUCGCCGGAUGCCACCGAUCUUGGUGGCCUCCUCAGAGCCAUCCGGGAAGCAAGCAUAAAUUCCGACUUCCACUUCCGCCUCGAUGUUUAUUUCCUCCCUGGCGCGAGUGAAGACGACUGCAAGACGCACUAUCUUACUGAGCGGGCCUCAAGAGCGGACUACGAGACGUUUAUCCGUGAGUUCAAUGCUCGAGUAUUCCAACUGAAGAGUGAACGGGGUAGUCACAGUGCGGUACUUGGUGACUCCACGCGUCUCCCCGGAAUGGCCCACAGCCACCCCGGUCUCGAGCCCUACCGCGGUCUCCUCCUCUUAUGUCCCGAGGCUAAGUGGAGCGAUGGCGCACAACGUAUCUCCUGCGUGAGGUUUGACAAACGCGCGGUGCAGGAUACGACUGAUUAUAGCGAAGGCGAAGCCCAGAAUGACGAGGAUCACAACGCGCCAGAAAGCACCACCCUCUCAUUCCGAAUCGCAUACGACAGCCCUAAGUCUGGAGGCGAUGAUGAGGAAACUAUCGGCGACUGGCUGGGUCAGUCGACAAAAGAUAUACAGUCUGCGCAUCGCUUUGGGGAUAUCCACUCGAGGGCUGCGGGAAUGGCGUGGACGAGUUGGUAA
This is a messenger RNA of Aspergillus puulaauensis, 2454 nucleotides long. RefSeq lists its product as uncharacterized. NCBI's taxonomy places the organism in Eukaryota, Fungi, Ascomycota, Eurotiomycetes, Eurotiales, Aspergillaceae. The record is from RefSeq and is a predicted model, not a curated record. Bases 1 to 2454 code for a protein of 817 amino acids. The transcript has a single exon.